Messenger RNA from Colletotrichum orchidophilum, 543 nucleotides. RefSeq lists its product as uncharacterized. The record is from RefSeq and is a predicted model, not a curated record. NCBI's taxonomy places the organism in Eukaryota, Fungi, Ascomycota, Sordariomycetes, Glomerellales, Glomerellaceae. The transcript is spliced from 2 exons. Bases 1 to 543 code for a protein of 180 amino acids.
AUGGACGACAUCGCCAAACCCGCGACGCGACGCCUCCACUCCUUUCUCUCUGUCUCUCCCGUGGCCAAGGGAAGCGAGCAAACAGUCCGAGAGGAAGCUUUCCGUCCGUGCCGUGUUUACUUUCUUUAUGUUACAGUGGUGGAAGAGAGAGCAGGCCCCCAAAACGCUCUUCUCGGAGCUGUCCCAGACUCUCCCAGCGUCAUGAUCACAGCCCGCAAGGGACCAAGACCUCCUCCCCGCUUCUUCUGCAACUCCAAGGAGGGGGGGGGGGUUGGCUUUCAAACCGUCCUCCUGCCCGCAGACAAGAAGGAGAGGGCCGCGUCAUCCAACACACACCUUGCACCUCACACGACCGGCCCCGGGAACCUCUCAGUCGUCCCCGUAUCCAAGCGUGUCCGGCGUCCCAAUCGCACCCUGCAGGAGAGGCGUGUCCUCAUGUACGCCAAGCGGCCCCCAUCGCGAGUCCUCGGCACGCGGGUGCCGGCGCGGUCUCUUGAAAGAGCAUCAGUAGACUCGGCGGGCGUGGCGUGGGGAGUGUAUUAG